AUGGCCGCCUUUGGAAAAUUGUACACCUACCCGGGUAACCCCCGCUCAACUGCCAUCCGCGCAGUCGCCAAGGCAAACAAUGUCGAACUCGAGAUCGUCGAGACCGAGCCUGCCAAGGGUGUUUCUGCUGAAUACCUGAAGAUUAACGGGCUCGGCAAGGUCCCAACCUUUGUUGGUGCUGAUGGCUACACCCUCCACGAGAGUGUUGCCAUCGCAAUCUACAUCACCUCCCAAAAUGAGAAGACCACUCUCCUCGGCAAGACCAAGCAAGACUAUGCCACCAUCUUGAAGUGGAUGUCAUUCUUCAACACCGAGGUCCUCCCAACUCUCGGAGGUUGGUUCCGUCCUAUAAUCGGCCGUGAUCCAUACAACAAGAAGAGCGUUGAUGAUUCAGCCAAGGCUGCCCUCAAGGCUGUCGGUGUUGUUGAGGAGCACUUGCUUCACAACACAUACCUGGCAGGCGAGCGUAUCACUCUUGCUGAUCUCUUCGCUGCUGGUAUCAUCUCUCGUGGAUUCCAAUACUUCUUUGACAAGAAGUGGCGCUCUGAGAACCCCAACGUUACUCGUUGGUAUGAAACCGUCUACAACCAGCCCAUCUACUCUGCUGUUGUUGACAAGCUUGCAUUCAUCGAUGAGGCUAUCAAGUACACUCCUCCCAAGAAGGAGCAACCUAAGAAGGAGCCCAAGGCUGCUCCUAAGCCAAAGGCUAAGGAAGUUGAGGAGGAAGAGGAAGAGGCCCCAGCUGCCCCAAAGGCCAAGCACCCUCUCGAGGCUCUGCCAAAGGCUACUAUCCCUCUGGAUGAGUGGAAGCGCCAAUACUCCAAUAGCGACACCCCUGUUGCCCUCAAGUGGUUCUGGGAGAACUACAACCCCGAGGAGUACUCGCUGUGGAAGGUCAACUACAAGUACAAUGAUGAGCUUACUCAAAUCUUCAUGACAUCCAACCUAAUUGGUGGUUUCUUUGCCCGUCUUGAGGGUUCCCGCAAAUAUAUCUUCGGCUGUGCUUCCGUCUAUGGUGUCAAGGAUGACUCCGUCAUCGAAGGUGCUUUUGUCAUCCGCGGCCAGGAGGCUCUCCCAGCUUUCGAUGUCGCUCCUGACGUUGAGAGCUACGAGUUCACAAAGCUCGAUGCCAGCAAGCCAGAGGACAAGCAGUUCGUUGAGGACCAAUGGACCUGGGAGAAGCCAGUCAUCGUUGGUGGCAAGGAAUACCCAUGGGCUGACGGCAAGGUCUUCAAGUAG
Molecule: messenger RNA, 1239 nt
Organism: Lachnellula hyalina
Lineage: Eukaryota; Fungi; Ascomycota; Leotiomycetes; Helotiales; Lachnaceae
Gene: TEF4
Product: Elongation factor 1-gamma
Exons: 4
Coding region: 1-1239 (412 amino acids)
Biological process (GO): translational elongation
Cellular component (GO): nucleus; cytoplasm
Molecular function (GO): translation elongation factor activity
Source: RefSeq, a predicted model, not a curated record